Molecule: messenger RNA, 3245 nt
Organism: Sander lucioperca (pikeperch)
Lineage: Eukaryota; Metazoa; Chordata; Actinopteri; Perciformes; Percidae
Gene: ap5b1
Product: adaptor related protein complex 5 subunit beta 1
Exons: 3
Coding region: 151-3039 (962 amino acids)
Biological process (GO): endosomal transport
Cellular component (GO): lysosomal membrane; AP-type membrane coat adaptor complex
Source: RefSeq, a predicted model, not a curated record
AUGUGUAUAUACUGUCUAUGUGUGUCCCUGCUGUCAGUCAAUGAGGAGAACUCUGUUUAAUGUUAGAGUCGAGGCUUACUGUUUGCGAUGACUUUGGACAGCGGACGGAGACUGGGGAUUUGCACGUCCAGGUUCGGGGUUUGAGCGAUAAUGGCGGUGAACUGGGCCGAGACCUGGGCCGAGAGGAUCUCUGCUUUCUCCCGCAGUCCGUCUCGCUUCCUCUCCGGGACAACAGCUGAGGCUUUCCUCGCAGAGCUGCUCCGGGAGCUCCGAGAUGACCGAGCCACUUACAGCGUCAAGAUCCUCCUGUUGGCCCCCCUGUGUGAGUACCCGACUCUGCUGUGUCCCUCAGACUCGGUGGGUGAGGAGACAGCCCUGGAGCUCAUGUCAGUGCUCGUCCAGUGUCCUCCCAAGUCGGUCCAGUUUCGGUGUCACCUCCUCCUGGGCCUCACCUCAGUGCUCGUCUGCACCUCCUGCGUGAGCGGCCGCUCCCGUGCGUCUCAAGACUUCCUGGACCUGCUCCUCCAGAUAGCCCAGGACACCAGUGAUCUCCACGCCGAUGGUGCUCUGCGCUCUUUACGGGCCACAGCUUGUGACUGCCUGCGGGAGUUGGAGGCCUGCUCUCCAGGCCUUCUCUCCCAGCGCCUCGAGCUCUUGAGUGGGCUCCGGCAGCGAGAGACAUCCCGGCUCCACCAGGCCUAUGCGGGACUCCACACUCUGGUGUUGAGAAACGCCGUGUACCAGCUCACCCAGGAGACAGGAGCUGGUGCUGAGCAUCUUAAGGCUCUUCUGGGAGGAAAUACAUCAGUCGCAUGGGAGGCGGAGCUGGACUCAGGCCCGACGCAGGACGAAGACCCAGCUGUACUGUCUUCUCUCAUCCUGGGACCCAUGGGUACAGUGCCAACCCUCCAGACUGGGCCUGAUUGUAAGGAGUUGCGUUCAGUCCUCUCCUCCCUCCUGGAGGAGUCCUACCUCCUCACUGCUCCGUGUCAGGCUGCACUGCUGCAUAGGCUGACAGAGGUGGUUGCCAUGGUGCCUGGUGUCCCUCCCGCCGUAUUCAGAGCUCAGCUGCUGCGACUGCUGGGCACGAGCGAGGUUUGCCUCCUUCACACCACUCUGCUGAUGAAGUGUGCGUUCACAGACAGCCUGUUCAGCGCGGAAGACGAAGCUUUCAUCCUCCAGCGGCUGGUCGUGCUCUCCCAGCACCCACUGCUACGCACACCCGAGAAGCUUUUCUACACGGACUGCAUCCUGCACUUCCCCGAGAAUCGGCCAAUCGGCUGCGGCGACGGCGACGAGACCCUCCCCGUGCUGCUGACCCCGCGGCUUGCCUCGGCUUUGGUGCCCACCGUGUUCAAUGACAGCGCCACCAUGCUGGCCCGCAUCAACCUGCUGUCUCUGGUCUACCUGGAGGAGGGAGAGGAAGGGGACGGAGAGGGGGGCAGGGGGCUGGCCUACCUCUACGAACACCUCACCUCGCUGCUGCACAUUGUGGAAAACGGAGGCAGCCGAGAGAACGUUGUCACCUUCUUCAGAGCCGCCUUCCUCUUCCUUUUCUACUUCUGCCACGUGGAGCGCUACUUUCACAGCAUGAUGGAGAAGCUGAGUACGGUCUACCUCUGCCACACCCACCUGGCGCCACACUUCAUCAACCUGGCCGACCGGACGCAGGACAAGCUCUCUGAGUCCAGCUGGGCCGUGGGGUUGCUGAAGGCUCUCCAGGGAGUCAUCACUGAGGCCCCGCUCGCCCAGCUUACUUCACAAGAUCUGAGCCGGCACCUCAAGGUGCUGGCUCGAGUGGCAGAGGAAGGAGAGAUCCCCCAGCACAGCACGCUCCGCUUCCUGUCCAGCGUCAUCACUCCGUCGUCCUCGUGCCUGUGCGCGAUUGGCAACUGGCGUCUGGGGAACAGCCUGCUGGCGGUCUGUCGCCGCCUCCUGGUCCACCCGAGCCUGGACUCGCUGCUCAUGCCUCUGGCCGACAUCCUGCAGCAUCUCGCCUGCCGCUACGGAGACACGGACGUCCAGGACCACGCCCGCCUCUACUACACCCUUCUGACCACGCUGUCCAGGGAGAAGCUGGCCGCCGUUUUGGCCCAGGGUUCCACCGAGGGAGGGCGGCAGGUCAAGAAGCGGUCGCUGUCGUGCAUCAUGGUUGAGAGUGAGAGGCUGACGAGCAUGCUAACCAUUCACCAGACGGAGAAAACGAUAUUCAAGCUGAUUGAGGCCCAGUCUGAGCCACGAGAAGGAACGCAAACUGAUAAAGGAAGUGACCUGAUCCAGAACGAGACGGAGACCUGCCCAGGAGAGGCCAGCGCAGCGCUGGAAGUAUACAGAGCUCAGUUUGACGUCCCUGGCUUUGCCUCCGAUAUCACCUUAAACUACCAGCUGGCUCACACCGAAGCCGAAGACCCCCGCUUUGAUCGGCUCUUCAGCAUCCGCGUCCACUUCAACCUCACAGACAACCACUACGAACAAUUGGGAGACAUCAGCGUCCCGUGUCUGUUCAGAGAGAGGCCGUCGCCAACCGUCCAGCUGAGGCUGAAGCCCAGACGGCCCUACCCCACCACCCUCCACGCCAGCGCCAUCUUGACCACCCAGGACGGCCUCUCCUGGCUCACCACCCUGCCACACAUCCACGUGGCUUUCCAGCAGGCCUUCGCACCACUGCCCGCUCCUCCGGCCUGCGGACAACGCGGCAAACUGUGCUUGUUUGACGGUUUAUGGGAUGAAAUCAGCUCCAAAAGCGGAGAGGACCUGGACGACUGUGCUACCAGCCUGUUCUGCUGCCCGCUGAAGGAGGCAGCUCUGAUCGCCUUGGUGGAGGAACACUUCCUCCCUUACCUUUUAUCAGAUCGCUCCGAUAAAGAAGAGUUCAAAGUGCUUUUCUUCCUCCCGCCACAGUCUCACGUGCUGCUGAAGAUCAGGUCCGAGGACCCUGUGCACUUCAACAUCGCCACAGAUAACUGGCAGCUUCUGCGUUACAUAAGUUCUUAUCUACUGACAAUCACGUCCACACAGGAAGACGCUGUGACUGACUGACUGGGAGGUAUCUCACCGGCUUGUUUUAAAGAAAUAUAUAUAUUUAAAAGCUGAUUUUUAACAAAGUAAUUUUUGUCAGUGCUUUAUUAACUCCACAAUUGUACUUGAAAUGAAAUUGCUGAAGACAGUUGAUUUAAAAUAAAGUUAUUGCACUUUAAUUUGCUUGACCUGAAAUUAAACAAAUGUGUAAAGUAUUUUGUAAUUUA